AUGUACAUCGCAAGUUUGAAGACAUCUAGCGGCCUCCACAUUGCUGAACGAACACGAGUUGAAAAGGCGUUUCAAGACCAUGGAGAACUGGGUCUGUUCUCGCUUUUCAUAACUCGAGAAUUCAAGAACAGGAUCCAAGAUUGGACGAAUGAAGGCCUCAAGUUGCUUGGCAAGGCGGAAACAAUAGAUAGCGAAUUCGACGCUUAUAUCGGUCUCGAGUUAGCAAUGAGUAUAUGCCCGCUCAAUGAAAUCACGGAGUUUUGGAGUGAAAGGCGUUUUCUCGGACAGCAUGAUUUUUCGAUGACGAUGAGUCGAGCGCGGUUUCAGGAAAUUCGAGGUCGAGUGAAGUUGCAUCCGCUGGAUAUGACGCCGGGUGAUGGGAAAGACCCCCUCUGGCAUAGCCAUAUCGUUCUCGAGCACAUGCAAACCAAAUUCGCGCAGAUUGCAACCCCCUAUGGUGCCAGUUCCUUUGAUGAGUGCACUGUGCGAACGAAAGCCCGCACGCGGGCUAAAUUCUAUAUGCCUUCAAAGCCCGAAAAGUACGGAAUUGUUUCUACGCCUCUGUUGGGUGGAAAUCGCUAUACAUUCACAGCGUCUGGGACAAUGGGUCGGGCAAUUGGAUAA
This is a messenger RNA of Phytophthora sojae, 624 nucleotides long. RefSeq lists its product as hypothetical. The coding region runs from base 1 to 624 and encodes 207 amino acids. NCBI's taxonomy places the organism in Eukaryota, Oomycota, Peronosporomycetes, Peronosporales, Peronosporaceae. The transcript has a single exon. The record is from RefSeq and is a predicted model, not a curated record.